Molecule: messenger RNA, 1499 nt
Organism: Perca flavescens (yellow perch)
Lineage: Eukaryota; Metazoa; Chordata; Actinopteri; Perciformes; Percidae
Gene: sp7
Product: Sp7 transcription factor
Exons: 2
Coding region: 1-1383 (460 amino acids)
Biological process (GO): regulation of transcription by RNA polymerase II
Molecular function (GO): RNA polymerase II cis-regulatory region sequence-specific DNA binding; DNA-binding transcription factor activity, RNA polymerase II-specific
Source: RefSeq, a predicted model, not a curated record
AUGGCUGCAUCUAUUCUGGAGGUAGGGAAUGUAAUUGAAGAUGCACGCUAUGGCUCCAGUCCUCUGGCUAUGUUAACUGCUACCUGUAACAAGUUUGGCAGCACAAGCCCCAUCAGGGAUUCGGCUACACCCGGUAAGAUCAGCAACGCUACUCCAGUCAAGAAGCCUUACAUCAUGACCUCUGACCUUCAGACAGCAAAGAACGGGCGGACCGCAGACGGCAGUGGCCUGGCAGACUCCUACACUGGCUCCUUCACCACAGCUGGAGGAGGAGGAGGUGGCGGGCUGCUUACCCCCACUGGAAGCCCCCCUCCUUCAGCCGGAGGCUACACUACAGAAUAUAACCCCUUCUCCCACUCCUUCCAAACCUCCAUCUCCCAGGAUCCGUCUCUUUUAGUGUCCAAGGCCCACGCCACGGCCGACUGCCUCACCAGUGUCUAUACCUCGCUGGAUAUGACACACCCCUAUGGCUCCUGGUAUAAAGCUGGUAUCCACCCUGGCAUUACUGCUGCUCCAGCUAAUGCCACGUCCUCCUGGUGGGAUGUCCACCCCAACUCCAACUGGCUGUCAUCAACUCAGCCCCAGGCGGACGGAGGUCUCCAGGCCUCCCUGCAGCCUGUGGCACCCCAGGCCUCUCUAAGCCCACAGCUGCCCAGUUACAGCACCGACUUUACACCACUCAACCCAGCUCCUUACCCUUCUGUGGGACUGGGCUCCUCCUCACACCUUCUCCAGCCCUCUCAGCACAUGCUGCCCCAGGACAUGUACAAGCCCAAGCCUGUGCAAAGUGCAGGGCUGAUUGAGAGUCCCAUGGGCCUAAAGCCUGCUAGGGGAUCAGGAGGCUACGGAGGGGGUGCACCCACCAGGUCCUCAUGUGACUGCCCCAACUGCCAGGAGCUGGAGAGGCUGGGGGCCUCGGCUGCAUCCCUGAGGAAGAAGCCGGUCCACAGCUGCCACAUCCCAGGCUGUGGGAAAGUCUACGGCAAGGCUUCCCACCUCAAAGCCCACCUGCGCUGGCACACUGGCGAGCGGCCCUUUGUUUGCAACUGGCUGUUCUGCGGGAAGCGUUUCACCCGCUCGGACGAACUGGAGAGGCACGUGCGCACCCACACGCGGGAGAAGAAGUUCACCUGUCUACUGUGCAACAAGCGCUUCACGCGCAGCGACCACCUCUCCAAGCACCAGAAGACCCAUGCGGAUUCUGCAAUACAGGGCAAAGCUGUAGCUGUGGAGGGAGAGACAGAUCCACGGAGUGAGGAGACCACAGAGCUCAACACCAGCGCUGUACCCACCAAUCCUGUCGCUGACCAAAUCACCAACGGAGAUGAGAAGACUGGCACACCUAAUGGAGUUGAGAACACCAGUGGACUGUUGGAGAUCUGACUUCAUUAAGUCCUCUAUCCAGUACUAUGUGAGACAUGGUGGGUGUUUUAUGGUGGAAAAAAAUCAAUCACCUUUUACAUUAAAAAGACAGUAUUUUGUUUCCAGACAUGCAAAGG